AUGUCUAGGUUUUUCCGUGGUGGAGAGGACUCCUCUAGCGACAGCUCCUCCGACGAGGAAGAGCUCUACUCCGAGGAGGAGGAGCAGCAGGACAUUGAGCAGAAUGAUUCCGACGAUUCCGACGACAUGGAUGACUCUGACGACUCGGAUGAAUCGUCCAGCGACGAUGAGGCCGGCGGUGCCAAUCGUUUCCUGAGGGACGCCGCCUCGGAUAGCGACAGUGAAGAGGAGGAAGUCAGGGCUAAAGUCAAGAGUGCCAAGGACAAGCGCCUUGACGAACUAGAAGCCUCGAUUAAACAGAUUGAGAAUGGGCAGAAAAACGGCGACUGGACACUAAUCUCUGCUGAGUUCGAUAAACUUGGUCGGCAGGUUGCUCGCAUGCAGGAUAGCGGAAAGACGCCGAAGCCUUACAUUCGAAUCAUUGCCGAGUUGGAAGAUUUCAUGAACGAGACUCUGGCCAAGCAAAAGGUCACUCCCAAGAAGAUGAACGCCACCCAAGCCCGUGGUCUGAACGCCGUGAAGCAAAAGAUGAAGAAGACCAGCAAGGAGUAUCAAACAGGAAUCGAAGCUUACAGGGCUGACAAGGAGGGCUUCAUGGAGUCGGACGACGAGGAGAUUGUGCCCGUGGUCAAGCCGAAGAAGGUGGCCAAGUUUGUCGACGAUGUUGCUGAACCCGAGGAUCUGACCGGUGAGGAUGGCUUUGCCACCGUCGGCAAGGGAGGCCGCACUCUGCAGUACACUCCGGAGAGCAUCUUCAAACACCUUCGUGGCAUCAUGGAGUCUCGUGGCAAGAAGAACACGGACCGGAUCGAACAGAUCAAGGUGAUGGAGAAGCUAGGCGAGAUUGCCAACACUCCCUACCAGCAGAUCCGGGUGCUUCUUGCCAUCGUUUCAGCUCGGUUCGAUCUGAGUGCCGGCACCUCCAAUGUUAUGCCUCUGGAACACUGGAAGGCGGCUGAAAAGGAGUUGUCUACUCUGUUGGCUGUGCUUGAGAGCAACAAAGAUUACGUCGUGGUUGAAAACGUGGAGGAGUGGGAUGAUGACGAGAAGCCUCCCAGCCUCCAGCCUGGCGAAAAGUACAUCAAGGUUGCUGGUAGCGUUGUGUCGUAUGUGGAGAGGCUCGACGACGAGCUCGUUCGGUCUCUUCAAAGCAUCGAUCCCCACACUUCCGAGUACAUUGAGCGUCUGCAGGACGAGGGUGCUCUGUACAACAUCAUCUUCCGCGGCCAGCUGUACUAUGAGCACCUCCGUAAGGACUCGUCCUUGGAAAUUCCCCAGGACAGCGUAAACCGGGUUGUCAUGCGACGUCUUGAGCACGUCUAUUUCAAGCCUGCCCAGGUCAUCAAUACCUUUGAGGAGAACUGCUGGAAAGCUGCUGGCGACAAGGUCGAGUCCGAAACCACACCCCGAAGCGAGGCGCAGGAUGCGAACAACCUGGUCAACGUCCUGUGCAACUAUCUGUUCAGCAACAGCGACGGCAUCAUCCGUGCGCGCGCCAUGUUGUGCCAGGUCUACUUCCUGGCGCUCCAUGGCGAGUACUACAAAGCUCGCGACAUGAUGCUCAUGUCCCACCUGCAAGACACGAUACCGAAUUUCGACGUUCAGACGCAGAUUCUGUACAACAGAACCUUGGUCCAGGUUGGGCUCUGCGCAUUCCGCAAGGGCCUGGUCUACGAUGCGCAAAACACGCUCCAGGAGAUUUGCGGCUCUGGCCGUCAAAAGGAGCUGCUGGCGCAGGGCGUCAUGAUGCAAAGAUAUAACCAGGUGUCCCCGGAACAGGAGCGCCUCGAGAAACAGCGGCAGCUGCCUUUCCACAUGCACAUCAACCUGGAGCUGCUGGAAUGCGUAUACCUGACGUGCAGCAUGCUUCUGGAGAUUCCGCUGAUGGCGCAGACGGGCUCGUCCCCGGACGUCAAGAAGCGCGUCAUCAGCAAGACGUACAGGCGGAUGCUCGAGUACCACGAGAGGCAAAUCUUCACGGGCCCUCCCGAGAACACGCGAGACCACGUGAUGCAGGCGUCCAAGGCCCUCGCUGCGGGCGAGUGGAAGAAGUCGACCGUCUUCAUCCACAGCAUCAAGAUUUGGGAGCUGAUGCCCAACGCCGAGGAGAUCAAGGUGAUGCUCUCGAAGCAGAUCCAGGAGGAAGGGCUCCGCACGUACCUGUUCACGUACGCUCCUUUCUACGACACGCUGGCGCUCGAGACGCUCAGCUCCAUGUUUGAGCUGGACGGCACCAAGGUUGCCGCGAUUGUCAGCAAGAUGAUCAGCCACGAAGAGCUGGCCGCUUCGCUCGACCAGGUCACCAACAACGUCAUCUUCCGCAAGGGCGUGGAGCUGAGCCGCCUGCAGUCCCUGGCACUGAUGCUGUCCGACAAGGCCAGCGCCCUCAUCGAGACCAACGAGCGAACGCUGGAACAGCGGACCCAAGGCACAUCCAACGCGUUCGAGCGACAGGGCGGACGUGGUCGAGGCGGCCAACGAGGCGGUCAGCGCGGUGGGCGCGGCGGCGGGCGCGGCGGCGGCAAUCCCCAGCGACAAGCUGGCGGUACGCAAUUCACCGGAGGUGCGCUGGGAGCGGCCGUUCGAGGGUAG
This is a messenger RNA of Ustilaginoidea virens, 2592 nucleotides long. RefSeq lists its product as uncharacterized. The record is from RefSeq and is a predicted model, not a curated record. Gene Ontology annotation, molecular function: translation initiation factor binding; RNA binding; translation initiation factor activity. The transcript is spliced from 3 exons. Gene Ontology annotation, biological process: translational initiation. Gene Ontology annotation, cellular component: eukaryotic translation initiation factor 3 complex. The coding region runs from base 1 to 2592 and encodes 863 amino acids. NCBI's taxonomy places the organism in Eukaryota, Fungi, Ascomycota, Sordariomycetes, Hypocreales, Clavicipitaceae.